This is a messenger RNA of Delphinapterus leucas (beluga whale), 3773 nucleotides long. It is a transcript of the gene FECH, whose product is annotated as ferrochelatase. Gene Ontology annotation, cellular component: mitochondrion. Lineage: Eukaryota; Metazoa; Chordata; Mammalia; Artiodactyla; Monodontidae. The record is from RefSeq and is a predicted model, not a curated record. Gene Ontology annotation, molecular function: protoporphyrin ferrochelatase activity. Gene Ontology annotation, biological process: heme biosynthetic process.
UUGCUUAUACUGAUGGUGCGAUCUGCCAUCAGGAGGAUGGAUGCAGGAAAGAGGUCUGCGCCAGACCCUGGAAGUGGAGCUUUUGGGGCAGGGAAUUCUGAGGUCCUGGGUCCUGGGAGCCUGCUCAGGAAUAGGGGGCAUGGACUCUGGGGGUCCAUGAAUCCUUGGCCAUGCAGAUGGCAUACCCCAUGGGGCAGGGUGCAGAAGGAGGUGGACCAGAAUCGGCCCUUGAAAGCAGAGCACCUCCGUCCCCCGGCCCUUGUCAGAGUCCAAGGGCAAUUCUGGGGGUCUUAGUUCUGGUACUAUAUUGGAGAAGGCUAGGAGGCAGAUAUGAGAUCUGUGCAAGUGGUGGAAAACUGGCCCAAUUUUCACUCCUUAAAUCAGUGUUUCUUAACCUUUUCUGCAGGCUCCUCACCUUUCAUAUGAGCAGUAUGCUGCCGUCAUAACAUGCGGUGAUCUCAUGAGGGAUCAUAUCAAAAGCGGUGGCCAAGGCAGUGAGAGGAGUGGUAUAUGGUGGCUCAAGGGCCUGUCAGCCACGGAGGUGCCAGUCGGGUGCAGCAGCUGCCACAGAAACAGCCCAACGUGCCAGAAGCCCCAGAUGUCAAGUUCAGCCGGGGAACAGGAAGCCGAAAACUGGAAUAUUAAUGCUGAACAUGGGAGGCCCUGAAACCGUCGGAGAAGUUCACGACUUCCUUCUGAGGCUCUUCUCGGAUCGAGACCUCAUGACACUUCCUGUUCAAAAUAAGCUGGGACCAUUCAUUGCCAAACGCCGAACCCCCAAAAUUCAGGAGCAGUACCGCAGGAUUGGAGGCGGGUCUCCCAUCAAGAUGUGGACUAGUAAGCAAGGGGAAGGCAUGGUGGAGCUGCUGGACGAGCUGUCCCCGCACACAGCCCCUCACAAAUACUAUAUUGGAUUCCGGUAUGUCCACCCGUUAACAGAAGAAGCAGUUGAAGAGAUGGAGAGAGAUGGGCUGGAAAGGGCGAUUGCUUUCACACAGUAUCCACAGUACAGCUGCUCUACCACAGGCAGCAGCUUAAAUGCCAUUUACAGAUACUAUAAUGAAGUGGGCAAGAAGCCCACGAUGAAGUGGAGCACGAUUGACAGGUGGCCCACACACCCCCUCCUCAUUCAGUGCUUUGCCGACCACAUUCUGAAAGAACUGGACCAUUUUCCACUUGAGAAGAGACGCGAGGUGGUCAUUCUUUUUUCUGCUCACUCGCUGCCGAUGUCUGUGGUCAACAGAGGGGACCCCUAUCCUCAGGAGGUGGGCGCCACUGUCCAGAGAGUCAUGGAUAAGCUGGGUUACUCCAAUCCCUACAGGCUGGUUUGGCAGUCCAAGGUUGGCCCGAUGCCCUGGCUGGGUCCUCUGACAAACGAGGCCAUUAGAGGGCUUUGUGAGCGGGGGAGGAAGAACAUCCUUUUGGUUCCGAUAGCAUUUACCAGCGAUCACAUUGAAACGCUGUAUGAACUGGACAUCGAAUACUCUCAAGUUCUAGCCAGCGAGUGUGGGGUUGAAAACAUCAGAAGAGCAGAGUCUCUUAAUGGAAAUCCACUGUUCUCGAAGGCCCUGGCCGACUUGGUGCACUCACACAUCCAGUCCAACGAGCGCUGCUCCACGCAGCUGACCCUGAGCUGCCCGCUCUGCGUGAAUCCCGUCUGCAGGGAGACCAAGUCCUUCUUCAGCAGCCAGCAGCUGUGACCCCGCCAGGGCGCCGCGGGGGUUUGGCAGGUGCCCAGCCUCCAGACACCUCCGAGGUGGAGGAGGAUGUAUUUAGCAUUAGGGAGGGAGUCACAUUGAUGUGGGCGUAGCCUUUGGCCACAAAUUGUGUACCUUCUUGAGGAAUGGACUCUGAAAUCCUUAUUGAGGGGUAUUUUUAUAGACCAAUACAGUAAGCAUUUAUAGUUCCCCUCUCUGGGUUAAGUUACUAGUUUGGAAUGUCCACUAGGCUAUUUUAAAAAUGAGUUUUAAAAAUUUAUCUUAUGAGAUGCACACGUAUUUUCAAUACCGAUUUUGGUUUUAUUGCCCCCCAAAACCCCUGCAGGGGUACGGAGAGUGCCCUCUGUGGGGCUGUCAGAGUGAGUGAGGUCUGUUUACAAUCUCAUACUUGUUUUUUAAAGUGAACAUAGUUGAGUAAAUGAAAUAUAAUUUGAAAAAAGAAAGGGUACCUAAUCUUUCCGUCAGCCCGUGGGUUACAGGAUGCUGGUCCGGUGAUGUGGUUCCUACAGUGGCUGCUCUUGCCGGUGACGUCACUAGUAAUCGGUCAUUUUGGUCCUUGUAUGUGAACCUCACUUUCCUCACCAUGAAACCGAAUCAAGUGUAGGUUCCUAAAGUGCUUUGAGAUUCCCCAGGCACACAGGGCUGAUAAACGUGUAGCAAUCCCGCAUUUGUCAUCCCCACCUUGGUGGGAAUCGUUGGUGCCACAGGAGAGGGGGGCUGGAAAUGCUAAUGAAGGGCUUCAUGUCCAGAGCUCCUCUCAGGACCUCGUGGACAUUUCCAUUGAGCAUCUUCUUCAUCUUGGUUGAAUGUCCCCUUUCCACAUGUUUGUUUGAAGAUUUAUUUUAUAAAGUCAACGAUGUUUGGUAACCUCAAAUUCUUAAUUUACAAUUUUUAUUAUAAAAAUUAUAUAACCGUGCUAUAGGAAAUUUAAAAAAUAGAGAAAAGGAAAAUAACCACUCUAAUGCAACAAAUAUGAUUCAUAUUAUUGUAUUUCAUGUUAGUCUUUUCCUGUGGAUAUCUUAGAUGCCAUUGUAACCUUGAAUUUGUGAGUGAAAAGUUGUCCUAAAAUGUAGAAAUAAUGUAGGAUCAGAGUCAGAUCUUCUAUACCUGGAUUUAUAUGGAUUUUAAAAAUCUCUGAUGGAUCCAUAGUGAAUUUGUAAUAAUUACUUUCUCUUUCCUUUAAGCCUUACAACUUUGUUCUUUGAAAGUGCCUUUCUUUUUUUUUUAUUUAAGCCAGUGAAAGUAUUAGUGGAGUCAUAGAUCUUCUAUAUUCAGUAUUUACUAUAUUAAUAAAUAUGACAUCAUUAAGGUUUUAACCAGUCUGAUUCAUUCUCUCUGUUAAAUCAAAAGUAAUCCAAAUUCAUUACUAAUCAAAAUUAUUAAAUAAGAGGAAUUUACUUGGUAGUACAAGAAAAGUAACAUGCCAUCCACGUUAGUUAAUAGUUUUCCCACACUGAUAACAGCUCUGAAAUUUGAGUAGCAUCUACACUUUUGUUUUUCCAAAUUGGCUUUCCUUUUAGUAGAUUGUGUUUCCAGAAGAGGGUACAAGGCAUAGACAGUUGUUUAGAAUUUUCCUCUUCUGUUUCCACGCACUUUGGGGGGACUAGGUUCAAGGUAGGCUUUGAGUGACCUUGGCGGGAUGGCGUAAGGAGCAACUCGUGUGUUAGCCAGAGGGCAGAGUUUAAAGCUGGCGGCCAUAAGAAAGAACUAACAUUUGUGUGUGUACACGUGCGCUGGUGUGUAAGCCUAGAGCCCUUGACUGCACCCUUGGUACUGCAUCUCUAAGCUCUCAACCCAGCCUAUAAAACCCCUUCUGUCGGAUCCUGAAGAUGGCCCAGGAACAUGCUUCCCAACAUUGGGUGGAAAUGGGAAAUUCAUUGAGAUGUUGCAAGCUGGAAAAAGAAAAUUCUGAGUUGACCCCAAAACUAGUGUCCUAAAUAAGGUCGUUCAGUUUCUCCGUCUUAAUAUGGAAAUCCUCAGAGAAAGACAAAAGCUAAUCUUUUCUUUCCUUAUUUCUAAAAAUUAUAAAAUUAAAAACAUUUCAUCAAGGUUGUA